UUGAGACACAAUUCUUUUUAAAAUUGAGCAGGUUAACUUUUGAACAGUCUUAUAUUUACGUUAAAUGCGCGCUGGUGAAAUUCAGUAUUAAACAAAUUGUGAUUUCGAGGUACACUACCUGAUAAAAUUUAUGUAUCACCCACAAUGAAUGGUAGUGGUAGGCAAAUGCAAAGAGCAAACAAGUCCAUUAAUUUGAUAAGAAAACGGAAGUUAGAGGAUGUAGACACUUCUGGCAAACGCUCGCGUUUCUCGAACGGUCCACAGUCCCAUCAACCUACCUUCUUCAAAGAUCCAUCUGUGAAUUUUGCAAGCGAUCAAAAUUCGACACAUGCAUCAAAGGAAACCACAAGCAAACCACAGCCUUUCUAUAAAUCUCCACCACCAAUUCACAUACAGAAACCGCGAACUAGCCCGUACUCAAGCACCGACCAAUCGAAACGGCAAACUAGUCCGUACGAUCCUGCAAACUCUCGCAAUACCCUAUUUUCGGCUAACAACCGUUUAAAAAAGUUGAGAGAUAGUUUCGGUACCGGGUCAGAAUCGAAUCAUUCCGAGGUACACAGUAACAGUUCAUGCACCAAUUCUUCCUCAUCGAGAUGCUCAAAUACCAAACCUUCUUGGACGGCGAAACCUUCUAGUAUACAAGAACGACUUAAAAACUUGAAAAAAUCAUUCAAACCUCCUUCCUCGUCGACGUCAGCUCACCCCCCAUUUGGUACCAGUGCAGUACAGGAUAGUAUGAACUUACUGUUCCCAGAUGGAUCAACAUCAAAUGACACCAACAAUAGCGAAGAUGAGGCGAUGGACUGGUGUGCGUUUGAGGAGAAGGAAGUUCUUGACAAUAUCACCAAGUUGCGAAAGAAAAACGUCAUAUCAAAACUUACGCCGAUGAGCAUUUUCCAAGAGAAAAUUUCAACUACUCUCGAAAAAAUGGAAGUAAACGAUACAAUGUUUCGUGAAAUUUACAUUGUGGUUGAUACCAACGUUUUCAUCUCUAACUUGGGUCUUAUCGAGGAGUUGCUCUCAUUAGAAAUCAACGUUUCAGGAGUUGUCAAUCCAUCGAUUAUGAUUCCUUGGACUGUAAUUCAAGAAUUGGACUAUUUGAAGGACUCUAUAGGCGAAAAUGACUUGGGGCGAAAAGCGAAGAUGGCCAUUCGAUUUAUCAAUGAAAAAUUAUCGGCGCAGGAUAAACAAGUGAAAGGGCAAUCGGUGCUGGACGCAGCCGAGCAAAAUUUUGCAAGCAAAAAUGCGGACGAUUCGAUACUAUUUUGUUGUUUGCAGAUUAAGGAGAGGAAACACAAUGCAAUACUACUUUCUAAUGACAUAAAUUUACGCAACAAAGCGUUAAUUAACGGCGUGUUAGCAUACUCGCAUCAGAAAAUCAUAGAAGGACUGGACCCGUAUCGAGAUACAGGCGACGGCUUAAAAUUACGACCCGGUUUCGACUAUAGCAAAGUGAAACAAGUGGAGGGAGAAUUUUCCACUUUAUUUAGUUAUAUUAUCGACUCGAAAACGACCGACGCGUACGGGUCUUCUCGGGCUAAAAUGUACCCAGAACUGACGGUUCCCCCCUGGACUUUGGAAAAAUGUCUUUCUUUGUUCAAGAAAUUUUGGAGAUCCAUUUUCGGUCUCUUUUUACGGAAGCAGUUUAUGUACACGAUUAAUGAUUUCAUCGAGUUUAGAAGUAAAAAUAGCGAUUUAGAAUCAAUGAGUGCCUCGAAAAUUAAGACCUUCAUCGAUACCGGCUUGAGCAUUUGCUCGUACAUUCAGGAAGGCAGUGUUGCAUAUAAAGACAAUGCCAUACAUUGUAGGAAAAAGAUUGAAGAUCUUACGAAAGAUUUUUUCGUAUAUACCAACUAGUUUUGUUUUUCAGUUACCUUUGCAAUUUUCUAAUGUUGUUACACAAAGGAUUUUUGGUUAACAUUAUAUAUUUUUCAUUUUCUUGAUAA
Molecule: messenger RNA, 1949 nt
Organism: Photinus pyralis (common eastern firefly)
Lineage: Eukaryota; Metazoa; Arthropoda; Insecta; Coleoptera; Lampyridae
Gene: Swt1
Product: transcriptional protein SWT1
Exons: 6
Coding region: 145-1860 (571 amino acids)
Cellular component (GO): nucleus
Source: RefSeq, a predicted model, not a curated record